AUGCAAACAGAAGUGCCCAUCACACCUUAUGCUUCCUAUAUUACAUUAGGUAUUGUUACAGCGAUUAUUAUUUCAAUGAUUCUAUUUAAACUUGUUGGAAGAGACAAUAGAUUUUUAUCAAAUUCCGAAUUAUAUAUUUAUUCUCAACCCGAACCCAAUCAACGAAAAAAUAAUGCAAACAAAAAACAACGUAAAAACACAUUUCUUGCACCAAAAUCUAUUACAACAGAAGCCAGUAUGUUACCAUCAGAUUGA
This is a messenger RNA of Adineta steineri, 255 nucleotides long. Lineage: Eukaryota; Metazoa; Rotifera; Eurotatoria; Adinetida; Adinetidae. The record is from the annotation of a GenBank genome assembly.